Messenger RNA from Brassica oleracea var. oleracea, 2147 nucleotides. RefSeq names its product protein gamma response 1. Gene Ontology annotation, cellular component: site of double-strand break. Gene Ontology annotation, molecular function: flap-structured DNA binding; damaged DNA binding; double-stranded DNA binding. The coding region runs from base 344 to 2080 and encodes 578 amino acids. Gene Ontology annotation, biological process: double-strand break repair via homologous recombination; DNA double-strand break processing involved in repair via single-strand annealing. NCBI's taxonomy places the organism in Eukaryota, Viridiplantae, Streptophyta, Magnoliopsida, Brassicales, Brassicaceae. The transcript has 3 exons. The record is from RefSeq and is a predicted model, not a curated record.
UAAUUCAGUGCCCAGGUAGGUUUAAAAUCAUUGGUGAAAAACAUAGGAGAAUGGUAUUUGAUGACAUAUCUUCGGUCGAAUCGGUCUGCUCAAGCAAGAUAAUGGCCCAAAUUUUGAGCGGGUCGGGUCUCCCAGCAAGCUUCUCGAGUAAGCCUCCGCUAAAAAGUUGAAUGUAUAAAACUUAUAACACAGCGCGCGAAAAUUCCGAAAUUAUAGAGGGAAAGGAAGAACACUAAAAGUCAGAUCCUCUCGAUUAAUCUCAUCUCUACGUUCUCUUCUCCUUCAAUCAACUCACCCUUCUUCGAUCCCCUUCCUCUGCUUCCAUCUCCAAUCAUCUACAAAGAUGGGAGAUGAAACGGUUGAUGCUAUCGAAGCCAAGUACAUCUCCGGUCUCAGCGCCGUCAUGGUCGCAACCAUCCAAGAAGCCAAGGACAGAAUCUCUCAGAUCGAGUACAUUUUCUGCAGCCAGCUGUUCCCUAAUUUCCAAUCCAAAUCCAAAGCCUUGGAAAAGGUUUACUCAGACGCUCGUCUCGCUGCCUCUGACGCUUGGAAAGAGAAGGAGAAGGAUCUGUUGUCACAGAUCGAGGAGCUCAAGGUAGAGAAUUUGGGUUUGAUCAAGGAUAAGGAGAAGCUAUCUGAAGAAAAUGAUAAGCUUAUUUCUAUGCCUCUGAGGCUGAAGAGUCUAGAAGACUACAUUGCUCAUUUGAAAAGGAAGUGGAAGAUUAGAUCUGAGGAGGUUGGGAACAGUGUAGAGCUGCAUACUGGGUUGUUUCAGGUGUUACAGUUAAAGGGAACGGAUGUGUUAGGCCAAGAUGAGGUAAAGAUGCUGCUUUCGGAAGUGAAGAGCCUUAAGGAGGAACUUUCUAAGAAAACUUUAGUGACGGAGAAUCUGUUGAAGAAGGUGGAGCAUCUGUCUACGGAGGCUUCAGAGAGCGAAAGGAAGCUAAGCAGCUGCGAGGACCAGAAACAGAGAUUGACAACUAGGUUGCAGGUGUUUGAGGAGAAUGUCGGUAGACUAGAAGACAUGUUAAGGCAGAAGACUGUCGAGCUCGAGGUUUUGCAGGGUAAACUCAACUUGACAGAGAAAGAACUGUUGGAUUGUAAACAAAAGAUUGCAGAUCAUGAGAUUGUGGGGAAAGCAAAUGCAUCAGGGGAAGUACUUGGUGGUAUGAAUAUGAAGGUCAAAGAUAGAAGCUACUUGGCUGAGUUAGAAACUUUACGCUGCCAGAAUGAGGAGAAAUCUCUAGUGUUAGCUAUGGAGGUAAAGAAAAAAAACGAAGCCAUCAGUGCUUUCAAAAAGCUGAAGUCUCAAUAUAAUUAUCUCCGCAAAAGGUUCGGGCUUACUACUGAUAGUGAUCAACAAAGCCAACUUGAGAGUGAGAGUAACCAAAAGGGACAACAUGAGAGACCAGCCAUCUCGAAUUCUCCCGAAAGGAAACACCCAGAAGCAGACAAGGUGAGAACUGGUACUGGCUCGAGGAUCAACCAUGAGAAAGAAAGUGUAUCCAAUACGUUGCGGACCCCUACUACUUCCAUUUCACCCAUUACGCAGUCACCUGGUAUUAGAAGUGACCCUUCUGGUGCAAAAUCAUUACAGCUAAGCGGAUCAAAGCGUCCAGCUUCCAUUUGGAGAGACACAAGGUCUCGCCAAUCCCCUGGAGGCAAAGAUCCUCAUGAUGAUUUUCUAGACACUCCCAUCGAGAACAUCAAAAGGGUUGCUGUGGAAGAAAAACAUGUCCCCGUUGCUGCUGCUGAGAAAGAUGCUGAUUCAGACGAUGAGACACAGGACAUGAACCCCAAACCGAGUCCCUCAAGGCAGAGAAUUCAAGUGGCGGAAACGAGUAGAAAAGGUUUCAAGCAUGUGGAAUCUGUGAGGAAGAAAGCAGAGAGGGAGAAUCUAAAAGGGAUAGAGUGUAAGCAGUGCAAGAAGUUCUAUGACGCUGUUCAUCCUGAGAAUGAAGGGAAUGGUAAAAGCUUGAGAUGUGAGCAUCAUGAAGGUGUGUCGAGGCAUCGUUACAAAUACGCUCCUCCAAUGACUCCUGAAGGGUUUUGGAACAUCGGGUUUGAAUCCGAAAUGUGAUUUAUAUACUUGACAUUCUUAUGUUUGGUUCUUUGACUCUCUUGAAUAAAAUGGCAACUUAACGCUU